UACAAUUUCGUCUCGGUUAGGUAUUUAACAUGUCACGUUGGUGUGAGUGAACACACGCAACACUCAAUUCAGUGAACAGUUACUACUACUUCGUUACCCGCCAGUACAAAUGAAAAUCUUGCAGCGAAGCCACGUGUGCCACUGCCAUGACGUGAUUUAAUGUUCUAAAAGGCCUGUAUCGUAUCAGUGUUUUCAACAUUACGUCAUCUCUAAUAUCAAUCAAAUCCGUCUAAAACAGGUAGUUGUUGAUGAAUCUCUCCUUAAGACUGGCGUGUAGUGUUAGUGAAGUUAAUUAAUUUAUUUUUAAUCCACGAUGUUGAAAGCUUGUUGGGAUUGCAUAUCAGGGUUUAAUGAAAAUAGAGAACGACAAGAAAAUGGAGACGCGUACGGCACUCGACUAAGCGGAAACACACAGAACGCUCCACUUUGGCCUAAUGCACGCUACGAGAACGAAAACAUGUUUGUUAUACCCAGGCAAUUAAACUCUGGAGACCAAAUAGAUGUAUCUGGUGUUAUGACACACAAUUGUCAAAGUGUCACAGUGAAUUUAGUGACAGGAAACAGUUACCCUGAUGACCAAAACAUCGCAUGCCAAGUAGAGACUUCAUUUUCAGCUAAUAAUGAUAGAGUAGCAGUGAGAAUCAAACAAAAUGGCUACGUAGAAGAAAUAAGUGGUGACCACCAAAACUUAACAGCUACAGACUUUUUCACAAGUUCAAACUUUACUUUUAGCUUCUCUGUGUCAGUGAGCAGUGACAGUCACAGUUUAACAGUCAAUUUGGGGGAUAAUUACUUAACCACAAUCACAUUAAAACAUAGACUAGAAGAUAUAAGAUUUUUGACUUUGUAUGGUGAUAUUGAAAAAAUCACAAAAUUGAACUUUGUUUUUGGUUAAUUUUGUGUAUUUUUAUUUAUUUUUUAGCUAUAUCUUGUGUACAAGCACAAUAUUAUUUUAUUGUAUAAGUGUAGUGAAGUUUUAAUUAUUUAUAUGUAAACAAUUUGGAAUAUUAAUUUUAAUACUUCUUGGCCAUUCAUUGUUAGUUUUCUAUGGUAGAGCAUAUGUUUAUUUGUGUCAGUCUGUGGGUAAAAGGUAUCUAUUUUAUGGUUAAGUUUGAGUUGACAUGCAGUUCUGUACAGCUACAAAUAUGAAGUCAGUAUUACGAAAAAAGUAUUCUCUAUGUAUUUUUCUCAUAAUCUACUUAUUUUUCAUAAUUAUUUGAUAGAUGAUUUGCAUUUAAUUUUCUAUGCCCUAGGCGUAUGUAAUUAUCCUAUUGUAAAUCAGCCUGUGGGUGACUACGACUAAGUGUUUAAGUUUCAUAAUAUUAUAUAAUAUUCUGAAUACCUAAAAAUGAACACAAAUUUUUGAACUUUGUGGGGAUGGAAAGAUAAUGAAAAAUUAGGUUUUUUUUUCCUCUGCUGUGUUCUUUAUUAAAAAUUUCAAUAUCACAGCCUUGUAGUCCAAAAGUUUGGAUUUAUCGUCAUCAGAGCUUCACACUUACUGUAGGGCUGAUGAUGAAAUACAUUUGCAUUUAGACUUAUACAUGUUGUGUGUUUAAACACAAAUUGUCAAAACAAUGACUGCCUCAAUUAUACCUAGGUUAUAAGUGAGUCCUACCUUAAUUUUACCCUACCACAUUACAUAUAAUUACCAGUUAAAGUUAAGCAAUUUUUACAACAAUUAAUUACACCUAUUAAUUAAUAUACAAAACUUGUUACAAUUGUUUUCAUUAAAGUUGAUUAUUAAUUAGAAGAUGAUAGUUGUCUUUAUCAUAGUAAAACCAAAGUGUAAUUUAUGAAUUCAAUAAAUUUGUUUAAGUGCCUUGUACAAUAUAGCUAUAGUCAUGUAGGUUUACGAUCGAUUUUUUUUAUGUGCUUUCAUAACCUAGCACAAAAUUGUUUCAAAUAUAUUUGA
Messenger RNA from Hyposmocoma kahamanoa, 1912 nucleotides. RefSeq lists its product as uncharacterized. The transcript has 4 exons. The coding region runs from base 314 to 895 and encodes 193 amino acids. The record is from RefSeq and is a predicted model, not a curated record. Gene Ontology annotation, molecular function: carbohydrate binding. Lineage: Eukaryota; Metazoa; Arthropoda; Insecta; Lepidoptera; Cosmopterigidae.